CAACAAACUUUUAGUCCUUAAUGGCGCGGCUAACGGUAAAAAUGUGAUAACUCGAUAACGGUACACGCGUCUUUGUUGUUUAUAAUUGUAGCGGUUUCUCAUGAUUUCCUUAUUUCUAAUUUUAACUUCAAAACAAGCAGACCAAAGCGAAAACAAAAACGAACGCCGAGUGACAGAGUAAACAAAGUAAAAAUAAAUAAAUUCCCAUUUGUUUUUGAACAAUCACCCAAUCCUAGCCUUUCCAAAAAGUAUUAAUUUACAAAAAAAUUAAGCCAAGAAAAUUGUUAACAAAAAAAAAUCAAGAAAAUCUUUAGAAAAAGGACAUUGCAUGUUGGCCGUGCCAUAAGCGGUGUGUGUCUCUGUGUGUGUGUUCCUCCGUUCAUCGAUGUGUGUAUUGAGCAAGCUGUGAUAUAACAAAUUUCUGUUGUGUUUGUGUGUGUGUGUGUUGGUGCGUAUUUGAUUCCUCUUCAAUAAAGGCUAUGAGAAAAAUGUGUGGCGUUUAAAGGCAAAAUAAAAACACACAAACGGUAGCGGCGGGUGUGAGAGUGUCAACAAAAAUCAGCAUUUAUCCAUCCCCCCUCCCCCUAUUGGACAAUUCCAGGGAAGAGGAAGAAGAUUUGCCAUUAAAUUCCUGCGAACGAGCGAAAGAAACAUAAAAUAUUUAUUAUCUUCAUAGCCAAGUUAACUUUUUAAUGAUACAACAUGGGAAAUGGUAUGAACAAGGUGUUGCCUGGUCUGUAUGUGGGCAAUUAUCGAGACUCGAAGGAUACCCAACAACUGGACAAAUUCAAAAUAACUCACAUUGUGGCCAUACAUGAUAGUCCACGCAGAUUAUUGCCGGACAAACACUACCUAUGCGUCAUGGCUGCCGAUACACCCGAUCAAAAUCUCUCCCAAUAUUUUACGGUCUGCAAUGAUUUCAUCCAUGCCGCCCGUUUGCGUGAGGGCAAUGUCCUCAUCCACUGCUUGGCUGGCAUGUCGCGAUCCGUCACCGUAGCCGUUGCCUACAUCAUGACUGCCACGAAUCUGAGUUGGAAAGACGCCCUGAAAGUAGUGCGCGCUGGACGCGCUGUUGCCAAUCCGAAUGUGGGCUUUCAAAACCAACUGCAGGAAUUCGAAAUUUAUCGUUUGGCCGAGGAGCGAAGACGUCUGCGCGAACGUUACCCCUCCAUGGCAUUGGAGAAGUUGGAUCGCAUGAAAUGCAUGGCAGCAUUGGAUAACUAUGAGGAGCUGUUGCAGAAUCGUGAUAUUUGUGAGGGGAAUUGUGUUCGGGGGGAGAAAUGUCCCACAGGUGUUUGCAACAUGGACCCCACCAAAGGUCUUUUCCGCCGACGACCUUCAUCUGCCUCAACACGAUCACGCCUCCGGCCCCAGGCUUCAACGGGUGGCGUCACCACCGCUCAAUCGUGCCCAACGUCACCUAAACACUCAGGCCAGGCCGUGGGUUCACGUCGUUCACUGGGCGGCGAAGGAAUACCUGAAGACGAAGAGGCCCACCUUAGUCCUACCACCUCGUCCGAGGCGGCCGAAUAUGCGGCCGCCAUUGAGGCCAGCAAAAGAGAGGCCCAAGAACGUCAACAACAACAGCGACAACUGCAACGUUCACCCUCCAGGAAUUCAACACGUUCGCCGCGUGUCAGUAGCGCCGGCAGCCGUUUGACCGGCAAUGGCAAAACGGAAAAUUCCUCCAAGGCCGGCGGCGGUUCGGGUGCCUCCAAUACCACCGCAGGCUCUGGCUCGAGGGGUGGCGGCAGCGGCGGUAGUAAUGGCGGUACGAAUUUGCAACGCAGUGCCAGCACUGUCAGUGGCCUGGCGGUGCGUCCUCGCAGUAGUCCUGCUGGUUUACAUUCCUAUACAGGUUCCGUGCCAUCGUCCGUCCAUGGCUCACGUGUCGAUUUGCGUGAUACCGACAAGGGAUCGGCCAUUUAUUUAGGUUGCUCAGCGCCACGCAACUCCACCCUGUCGCUGGCCUCGUCGGGCUCCUCAGCACCAGCUUCGCCGGCAAGAACACCACCCGUCAGUCCCAGACAUGGCGUCAGAAGAUCCGCAAGUUUGGUCAAGAAAACGAGAUGAAAUUGCUGGACACCCACCAUGGAAAAUCGCAAUUUGUGAAAAGAGGUUCGAUGACACGGUGCUGCAGGGAAGCUCAACAAGGACUAGAACUUGGAAUUGAACUGUGCCGUGAGGUUUUGUAGCAUCGUGUAAUCGCAACUUCUGAAGCGGAGCAUUUUACAUAUAAGUCCUUUAAACUAAGCAAAAAAAACAAACAAAACAAAUUUACCUACCCACGUUCAAGUUGGAUAAGCUUUUAACUUUGUUAAGCUUUUUAAGCUAAGGGGAGCAAGCAAAAAAAGGUAAAGCUUACUAUAAGCUUUCUACCCACAAUUUUCCAAGCAUUGGCAUUUGAUAAGCAAUUAAAACGAUUUCCAAAAUCAUUAUUAUUUAAAAACAAACCAAAAAAACAAAAGACAAAAAAGAAAAA
Messenger RNA from Musca domestica (house fly), 2482 nucleotides. Its product is annotated as protein phosphatase Slingshot. The transcript has 7 exons. NCBI's taxonomy places the organism in Eukaryota, Metazoa, Arthropoda, Insecta, Diptera, Muscidae. Gene Ontology annotation, biological process: protein dephosphorylation. The record is from RefSeq and is a predicted model, not a curated record. Gene Ontology annotation, molecular function: protein tyrosine/serine/threonine phosphatase activity. Bases 703 to 2073 code for a protein of 456 amino acids. Gene Ontology annotation, cellular component: cytosol.